GACAGAGGGAGUUGUUUUGGAAAAUUUGGAGUAGCGUCGAAAUCAAUCCGCCGAACGUCAAAGUAGCUGUCAAAUUUUUAGAUUGAUUAUUAAUACGCGAGAGAUCGAUAAGUUCUUUAAAAAAAUAAUGAGCCUAGUGAGCAGAAAUAAAACAAGUGGGUCCAAUGUGCAAGUCACUCCAACUGUUGUCCAUGAAAAUAAUGGAAAUGGAGUAUUUGACAGCAAGCCUGUAACUCCGGAUAUGGUUCUACAUAUGCCUACCAUUACAGAUAAGUACUUAUGUUCACCAGAAGCAAAUGUGUACGAUAUAGACUUUACUAGAUUUCAAAUAAGAGAUCUGGAAACAGGAACAGUCCUGUUUGAAAUUGCCAAACCUCCUGCAACAGAAUGCGAAGGGAAUCAAGAACCGGAUCCAGAAACGGAGGAAGCUGGAGGGUGUGAUCCAAAUACGGGACGAUUUGUACGGUAUCAAUUCACUCCACAGUUUUUAAAAUUGAAAACAGUUGGAGCUACUGUGGAGUUUAUGGUUGGAUCACGCCCAGUAAAUAAAUUCAGGAUGAUUGAACGUCACUUUUUUCGCGACAAGCUACUAAAGACUUUUGACUUUGAAUUCGGCUUCUGUAUUCCAAAUAGCAAGAAUACAUGCGAACAUAUCUAUGAAUUUCCAGCACUUCCUCCAGAGCUGGUAUCGGAGAUGAUUGCGAACCCAUUUGAAACUCGUUCAGACUCAUUCUAUUUUGUGGAUGAUCGACUGGUUAUGCACAACAAAGCAGACUACGCUUAUGAUGGAGGACUUGGUUAUGAACUGUUUUAAUCAACUUUUUAUUGCAAUCAAGCACAUUAAAUACACAUGCUACUAGAAGAAGCAAUGCUGUCUUGUGUGGCAAAGGUUUACGGGAUUUGAAAUAAUAUUUUAGUGAAACAAGCAUUCAGAGUAAGGAUUCCUACUUUUGAUGGAUCUUUUAAUGUUGAAAGACUACAUCACGCCGAGCGAAAUAGGAAAUCUACGUGUGUAUACUGUAUACAUUAGGGUGUGUGCAAAGAUAAUCAGUAUUGUUUGUUCUUACGUCGGAAUUUCCUAAUUUUUUGCAUAGAGUCUAGCAUAAAAUCUGUCUAAUUCUGGAUUACCAGCAGAAGUAACCGUACGUUGACUUGAUCACAGGUUUUGCAAUAAAUAAAUUAUUAUACAAAUGUUUUAACACAAGGAUCAGAAGGCUCAAAACAUAGCAUCAAAAAAACUUUGAAACUCUUCGAUUCAUGAAGGUUCUAAACAAUUCCGUUUGAAAAGAUAUGUGCUAUUCCACUGACGAUAUUGCGAUUCUACAAUUUUUUAAGAUACCAAUUCAGCACCUCUGAUAUUUUUUGCGGAAAUCUAAAUUUAUAGAAAUUCGUCUCAUAUUACAAAAAACACUUUCAAAGGUUUAGGAAAACAUUACUUAAUGAACCUUUUUAAACGUCCCAGUAUGUAUGUGAUCAGACAAUUUUUGCUCCUUUUGGUAAGCAUAUAUCUUCAAUGCGUGACAUUUUCUUCGCACAAGUGAUACGCACCGGUAUAAUAUCACAUUGACAGAAAAAAAUGUCUAUACUUGGCACAGUAGCACCAAAUCAUUGUUAUUCUAUAACAAAGGCUUAAAAGAUGUUACAUAUUGAUUUGUUGAAUUUAAUUAAUUAUUUAUGUGAUAUAUGUUUAUGAUACACUUAUUGUGAAUUGAGGUAGCCUUGUACCAUAAUAAUUAUCACUGCAUAGCAGUGAAAAAUAAAUUACUAGAUUUCUGAGUCUAGCGUCGUCACUUACUGCAGAUGCUAAAAGGUAUGAGUACAGACUAAACUCUGAAUUCCGUGCUGUGCUUA
Messenger RNA from Diprion similis, 1851 nucleotides. It is a transcript of the gene unc-119, whose product is annotated as protein unc-119 homolog. Gene Ontology annotation, biological process: nervous system development; cilium assembly; lipoprotein transport. Gene Ontology annotation, cellular component: cilium. The record is from RefSeq and is a predicted model, not a curated record. The transcript has 5 exons. NCBI's taxonomy places the organism in Eukaryota, Metazoa, Arthropoda, Insecta, Hymenoptera, Diprionidae. Gene Ontology annotation, molecular function: lipid binding. The coding region runs from base 128 to 814 and encodes 228 amino acids.